UCACUUGAGGCAGUUCCGGUCUAGAAAGGCUGUAGAAAAGAAAACACUCCAUCAUCGACCAGCUUGGCAGCUACUCUCUCCCUCUCUCUCUCUCAAAGAGAGAACUGAAAUGACCUCUCCUGAAAAUAGUACUAACAUCGACGCCGCAUCUCUCCAUUCAAAACUCUAUGAAUCUUCAACACAAAUCCAAUUAAAGCUCUAUCCUUUCGAGACAUAGAUCUCUAUCUGCAAAAAUGGAUAUACUGUUCGCUCAGAUCCAAGCGGACCUUCGCUCAAAUGACGCCCUCCGCCAAUCCAGCGCACUCCUCCAAGCCCUCCAGCAAUCCGCCGCCGGCCGCGACAUCUCCGUCAUCGCCAAGACCGCCGUCGAAGAGAUCGUCGCCUCCCCGGCCUCCGCUAUAUCCAAGAAGCUCGCAUUCGAUCUCAUCCGCUCCACCCGCCUCACCGCUGACCUUUGGGAAACUGUCUGCACCGGCAUCCGCACCGAUUUCGACUUCCCCGAUCCUGAAGUCACCGCUGCCGCCGUGUCCAUCCUCGCUGCGAUCCCCUCCUACCGCCUCGGCAAGCUCAUUACCGACUGCAACAAAGAAAUCUCCAACUGUUUUGAGUCUUUCAGUGUUAAUUUGCGGUUUUCAAUCACAGAAACUCUCGGUUGCAUUCUUGCCAGGGACGAUCUCGUGACGCUCUGUGAAAAUAACAUUAAUUUGCUGGAUAGGGUUUCGAAUUGGUGGACUAGGAUUGGGCAGAACAUGCUGGACCAGUCCGAUGCCGUGUCCAAAGUCGCGUUCGAGUCCGUUGGUAAGUUGUUUCAGGAGUUUGAAUCGAAGAGAAUGAGCAGAUUGGCGGGUGAUAAACUUGUGGACAGCGAGAACUCGGUUGCCAUCAGAUCAAAUUGGGUUUCAUCGAUGGUGGAUUUCGUUUGGAGCAAGCGAAAUGCAUUGAUGGCGAGGUCGUUGGUUCUUCCAAUUGAAAGUUUUAGGGCAACGGUUUAUCCAACUGUAUAUGCUGUGAAGGCGGUGGCUUCAGGUGCCAUCGAGGUUAUUAGAAAGCUUUCCAAGUCUUCUAAAAGUUCCGACAGCAGCACAUUAGACUCCGGGAAUGCAGAGAAGUUUGUGGGAGUUUCGGAUGUUGUUAUACAUCUGGCACCAUUUUUGGCAUCGUCAUUGGAGCCAGCAUUGAUUUUUGAAGUGGCUAUCAACAUGUUGUACCUGGCUGAUGUUCCUGGAGGGAAGCCUGAGUGGGCUUCUACGUCGAUCAUUGCCAUUCUCACACUCUGGGACAGGCAGGAAUUUUCUUCAGCCAGAGAAAGUAUUGUCAGGGCUGUUGUUACAAAUCUACACCUCCUUGAUCUUAAUAUGCAGGUUUCGUUGUUUAAAAGGUUGCUUCUUAUGGUGAGGAACUUGAGGGCGGAAUCAGAUCGCAUGCAUGCUUUGGCAUGCAUCUGCAGAACAGCUCUUUGUGUUGACCUUUUUGCAAAAGAAAGCGUUCGAAGAGGUCAAAAACCUCUUCCUGGGACUGAUAUUGCGUCACUUUUCGAGGAUGCAAGGAUAAAGGAUGACCUCAACAGCAUAACAAGUAAAAGUUUAUUUAGAGAAGAAUUGGUUGCUACAUUGCUAGAGAGCUGCUUUCAGUUGUCUUUACCAUUGCCUGAACAAAAAAAUUCUGGUAUGGAAAGUAGGGUUAUUGGAGCAUUGGCAUAUGGGACUGGUUAUGGUGCAUUAAAUUGGACAGAGCCAGCUUUGGAAGUGGUGGAAGUCUGUCGGCCUUGUGUCAAAUGGGAUUGUGAGGGUCGAACAUACGCGAUCGAUUGCUACUUGAAGUUGCUGGUUAGGCUUUGCCAUAUUUAUGAUACCAGGGGAGGUGUGAAACGAGUCAAAGACGGGGCCUCUCAGGAUCAGAUUUUAAAUGAAACAAGGUUACAGAACUUGCAACAUGAGCUUGUAAAAGAUCUUCGUGAGGUGAAUACUCCUAGAAUUUGUGCACGUCUUAUUUGGGCUAUUUCAGAACACAUUGAUUUAGAAGGUCUAGACCCCCUUCUUGCUGAUGAUCCUGAGGACCCGCUUAAUAUUAUUAUAUCAAAUAUCCACAAAGUUCUAUUCAAUAUAGACUUGUCGUCAACUUCAACAAAUAGGCUUCAAGAUGUUCAGGCAGUUCUUUUGUGUGCUCAGCGGUUGGGAUCACGUCAUGCUCGAGCAGGGCAGUUGCUGACCAAAGAGCUAGAAGAGUUUCGAAAUGAUGCAUUGGCUGAUUCGGUCAACAAACAUCAGUGUCGUUUAAUAUUGCAAAGAAUCAAGUAUGUUGCGAGUCAUCCAGAGAACAGGUGGGCCGGUGUUGCUGAAGCCAGAGGAGAUUACCCGUUUAGCCACCACAAACUAACUGUUCAGUUUUACGAAGCAUCCGCAGCUCAGGACAGAAAGUUGGAAGGAUUAGUUCACAAGGCGAUUUUAGAACUUUGGAGGCCUGAUCCUAGUGAAUUAACUCUUUUGUUGACAAAAGGAAUUGACUCUACUCUGCUUAAGGUUCCUCCAAGUGCAUAUACUUUGACCGGUAGUAGUGAUCCUUGUUAUGUUGAAGCAUAUCAUUUGACAGACUCGAGCGAUGGAAGGAUCACUCUGCACUUAAAGGUAUUGAAUUUGACUGAAAUUGAACUCAACCGGGUGGACAUUCGGGUAGGGUUGUCUGGUGCAUUAUAUUUUAUGGAUGGAUCUCCUCAAGCAGUGCGACAGUUGCGUGAUCUUAAUUCACAGGAUCCAGUGCUUUGCAGUGUGACUGUGGGUGUAUCCCAUUUUGAGAGAUGUGCCCUUUGGGUUCAAGUUUUGUACUACCCCUUCUAUGGAAGUGGUGCUCCGGGGGAUUACGAAGGUGACUAUACUGAAGAAGAUCCACAAGUCAUGAGACAAAAAAGAAGCCUGAGGCCAGAAUUAGGAGAACCGGUGAUUCUGAGAUGUCAGCCUUACAAGCUUCCACUUACAGAGCUGCUUCGGCCACAUAAAAUCUCACCUGUUGAAUAUUUCCGCUUAUGGCCUAGCUUACCCGCUGUGGUAGAGUACACUGGUACAUAUACUUAUGAAGGAAGUGGAUUUAUGGCAACUGCUGCACAGCAAUAUGGGGCUUCUCCUUUUCUGAGUGGGCUGAAGUCUCUGUCUUCCAAACCUUUCCAUAGAGUUUGCUCACACAUUAUCCGGACAGUGGCUGGGUUUCAGCUUUGCUUUGCUGCAAAAACUUGGUAUGGAGGCUUCUUGGGUAUGAUGAUCUUUGGUGCCAGUGAAGUAAGCAGAAAUGUGGACCUAGGAGAUGAGACAACCACCAUGAUAUGCAAAUUUGUGGUUCGUGCUUCUGAUGCAGCAAUCACAAAGGAGAUUGGAUCAGAUCUACAGGCCUGGUUGGAUGACCUUACUGAUGGGGGUGUGGAGUACAUGCCUGAAGAUGAAGUUAAGGUGGCUGCUGCUGAGAGGCUACGGAUCUCAAUGGAACGAAUAGCCUUGCUAAAGGCAGCUCAACCACCUCCGAAGGCUCCAAAAUCCGAUGACGACGAAGAAGAGGACGAGGAGGAAGAAGGAGAUGGGGAGGAGAAGAAGAAAAAGAAAGAAAAGAAGGAAAAUGGUGAGGAGGAUGGUAAACCCAAGGGACCAUCAACUUUGUCGAAGUUAACUGCCGAGGAGGUUGAGCAUCGUGCUCUUCAGGUGGCGGUGCUGCAGGAGUGGCAUACGCUCCAUAAAGAUAGAAGCACCAAGGUUAAUUGACCUCUAUCAAUUCCUAUAUAAGAGGAGGGUUGGGACGUAUUCUUUGUACUCCUAUAUUGUAUUUUGAUUUUUGAUAAAAUGGUUAGGUAGAUGCCGGAACUAUGGAGUGCUCUAUUUUCGCUGUAUUUCCCUUUUUUAUUUUAUUUUAUUGUAAUUUUGGUUUUUUAAUUUUAUUUUUAUUUUUGAUUCUCUUGUACAUUUUGUACCGGCUAGUCAUUAAUCGGUUGUUCAUUUUGAGAGAGUGAGA
This is a messenger RNA of Cornus florida, 3990 nucleotides long. Its product is annotated as protein TPLATE. Bases 234 to 3743 code for a protein of 1169 amino acids. Lineage: Eukaryota; Viridiplantae; Streptophyta; Magnoliopsida; Cornales; Cornaceae. The record is from RefSeq and is a predicted model, not a curated record. Gene Ontology annotation, biological process: endocytosis. The transcript is spliced from 7 exons.